Molecule: messenger RNA, 2689 nt
Organism: Microplitis demolitor
Lineage: Eukaryota; Metazoa; Arthropoda; Insecta; Hymenoptera; Braconidae
Exons: 4
Coding region: 404-2476 (690 amino acids)
Biological process (GO): sensory perception of sound
Source: RefSeq, a predicted model, not a curated record
GAAUGCCUACGGCACGUUAUAAGACCCAUUUUCCCCCUCCCAUAUAUAUAUAAUAUAUAUAUAUAUAUAUAUAUCCCCACCAAGUAAGGCCGCAAAAGGCUGUCCGCGGGACCGCAGCCACGGUACUUCAGUACAGUUAACGUCGCUCCAAACAGUACACAGUAAACGUUCUCGUCGUUCUUUUAAAACCACACACACGUUAUCCAACUCCACUCCUUUUGCCAGCAUUCGUACCAAGUGCAUUUGUGUUGUGCUCGAGGUUUUUAAAAUUACAACAGGUGUCUAAUUUAUUUUUAUCUACAUAUUUAUUGUUCCAAAUAAACAUAUGCACUAAUAUCAUCACUGUUACAAUGGUUAUUUAUUUGAUAACUCGACUUAGCAAUUAGUUUGAAUAAAUUAUCUAAUGGAUAAAGUAACAAUGACUGUCACAACAUUAUCUAAUAAUUUAACUAAUAAUAAUAAUAAUAGUAAAAAUGGAGACAGAAAUAGUGUGUCAGUGGCCGUUGCCCCUUCUCAGCUUCCCUCGGAGGCCGGAGCAACGGUAUACGUAGCAGAUAAUCCAGCUCUAAAAGUCACAUCUCCAUCAAGAUCCUCAUCUUCAGUUGUCGGAUCAUCAGCAACUGCAGCAGAUUCAAAUGUGUUGUCUAAAUCAAGUGAAUGUGAUCGUAAUUAUCAAUCUACAUCUCAUGUUGUUAAGAUUAAAAUAAAUCCAGUGUUAGAUAGCAGCAGUAAAGUAAUAUCGAGUGUACACUUGACACCGGAUAUCGACUCAACGGUAAACAAAGUCGAGUGUUUUAUCAAUUGCAAUAAUAAUUACAGUAAUGAUAAUAAUUAUAAUAUAAAUACUGUUAAUAACGAUAGUAAUACUGAUACCUGUGUACGAAUUUGUGUCAACGAUACUGAAGAAAUGUUACAGCGAAUUCCUGAACAGAGUACUUGCUUUUAUUACGGGGCUUAUCAGAGUAGGAACAAUGUUAUGAUGUCAAGUGGACAAUGUUCACCCAGUGAUACACUGGACAGUGGCACUUGCAGUGAUUUGGAUGGUACACCUCCACCGUUGCCAAAAAAAAAAAGUUCAAGUACUACUUUACUGGGACAGUCUUUGUCUCUGUCUGCUGCUGCUGCUGCUGCUGCUGAUGAUGAUAACGAUGACGGUAUUAAUUAUGAAGAUGGGAGUUGUGUAAUUGGUGGUAAUGGACAGCACACUCGCACUGGUAGUUUAACAAGUAGCGGUGCCGAAAUAGAUAGCGAUGAUAAUGAGAGUAAUGUUAGUUGUGAUUCUCUUAAUCGCCGAGUCGAAAUAAAAACCCAAGAAGAAGAGGAAGAGGAAGAAGUGGAAGUUGGGCGAGUAGAAGAAGAACAAGUCGAGGAAAUAGUUGGAGAUAAGGAGAUAAAAUCAAAGUUCCAAGAGCUCAAUUUAGUUAAUGAUAAUGAGAAUAAUAAUAGAGAUAAUGGGGGUUUUAAAAUAAAAAAUAUUUCGUCAGGUACUUCCUUGUCUAAGACAUCUUCAGCGACACGUAUUAACCCGAACCCGUUGGUUAACGGACAACCUCUUACUUCAAGUUCUGUCACUUGCAAAACUACUACUCCAGCGGCUGUUACUGCAAUGACGCCGGUGGUUAAAGAGUGCACGUACGAAGAACGUAAACGAGAACAAGAACAACUUGGGAUAAGUGAUUAUGGAAAUAAUAUUAAUAAUAGUAAUAAUUACAAUGAUAAUACUAAUGCUAACGCAAAUGGUAAUGCCAGCAAUGCUCAGGAAAUAAAAUACGUUUAUGACGACGACAGGUACUACAAAUUUCAUAUUAAUGAACUUGAGCCAGAUGCCAAUGAUGAUAAUAAAAAAGACGGAUUUGACUGUGAAACGGAGGAAUAUUUCGCGGGGUAUAAAAUACUUGAUAAAGAAGCCAUACGUAGUGCCAAGGGAACUGUCAGAGGAGUUAAAAAUCGUGUACGCGCUGGUAUUGCGACUUUUCUGCAGAACCCUUCUUCUAAGAGUUUCCGGCAAAAAGAUGCUGGCAAAGUAGUAGUAUACACAACGUCAAUGGGAGUUGUACCAAAAACCCGAUUUGCAUGUUUAAAAAUGCGUCACAUUCUAAAUACUCAUAUGGUACAGUAUGAAGAACGUGACUUGUAUAGAAGUUCAGGAUUGCAAACAGAAUUGAAGGAUCGUCUAGCGAGUGAUUACGUACAAGUUCCACAGCUCUUCAUCGACGGUCAGCAUAUCGGGGAUGCAGAUGCUAUUGAACAAUUGAAUGAAUCAGGAAAUUUACGAUCAAUGCUCAAACCAUACAAAUUUCACGGCGUUCGUAAAAUAUGCGCAGUAUGUGGAGAUGAUGGUUUCGUACCCUGUAUUUCUUGUCACGGCAGUAAAAAAUCAUGGAGAUGGCACGGAUUUCUCAAUGAAAUUUGUGCUCUCAGAUGCACUAAUUGCGACGAAAUGGGUUUGAUGCCCUGUCCCAUGUGUUUAAGAUGAACAAAAAAAAAUUAAAUAAAAAUGCGAUGCAAUUUUUUUUUUUUUUUUUUUUUUCAUUGUUAUCUUUCCUCAUUGCUCAACCCACUAUUAAGCAAAUAUAAAUUUAUUAACCUCAAAAAAAAGUAAAAUAAAAUCUUAAAUCUAUAAUUAUAUUUUAAAAAUUACCCUGUUAUUUUUGAUUGUUUAUUGUUUUUAACGUUAUUACUAAAAUUG